ACGUGGAUCAGGCUCAGGAAGCUGCAGCUUAUGGAUGACUGCCUUACUGUACAUUGGCCUAAUGAAUCUUACCGCUUGAUGUAUCAAAGCUCUGCCAAUCAUGAAUAGUAACCAUACAGAGAGUGACUGGCAAGGACUAGUCAGCGAGUUCCUUGUCUGCAAAAGGAAGCUUGAAAGCAAAAAAGAAGCGUUACUGAUCCUGUCCAAAGAGCUGGACACAUGUCAGCAAGAAAGGGACCAGUACAAGCUGAUGGCCAACCAGCUACGUGAGAGGCACCAGGCGCUGAAGAAGAAGUACCGGGAAUUAAUUGAUGGAGACCCGUCACUUCCUCCUGAGAAAAGAAAGCAGGCAAACCUAGCGCAGCUGCUGGGAGAAGCUCGGGAAAGAAGCAAAAAGCUGGAAGUGGAGAUGAAAGAACUGCAGCAGCGGCUGGGAGAAGUCCAGGGGGACAACAAGCUGUUAAGAAUGACCAUUGCCAAGCAAAGACUCGGAGAUGAUGAGGUUGGAGUCCGCCAUUUUGCGCCACACGAGCGUGAGGACCUUGUGCUACAGCUGGAAAAAGCCAGAGAGCAGAUGGAAGGCCUGGAACAUGACCUGAGAGGAGCAGUGGACGAACUCGAGGAUGUGAAGCAGGAGCGAUCGUUCUUCCAAGAUAAAUCUGAAAGGUUGAACCAAGAGCUUAACCACGUCCUAGGCGGCCAUGAGAAGAGGAUCAUAGACAUCGAUGCUCUGUGCAUGGAGAACAGAUAUUUACAAGAGAGAUUGAAACAACUGCAAGAAGACGUUAAUCUGCAGAAAAGCAACAUUGUCAAAUACAAGAAUGCAUUGGAGAAGAGGAAGAAUUCAAAGUCAAGUAGCAAGUCUAAUAGCAGUGCCCUGACUGGGGUGCUGUCUGCCAAGCAAGUUCAGGAGCUGUUGUCCGAGAAUCAAGGCUGCAGUCUGCCUGCUACUCCACAGUCCAUCUCUGAUCUCAAGUCGCUGGCCACAGCGCUGCUAGAAACUAUUCACGAGAAAAACAUGGUGAUCCAGCACCAAAGACAGACUAACAAGAUUUUAGGGAACAGAGUGGCGGAGUUGGAGAAGAAGCUGCGGACGCUGGAGGUGUCUGGAUUAUGGAGUCUCCCUGGUGGACGGGACACUAUCUCAUUACAUGAGCCAACAAUGCCAACCACUCAGAGACCAAAGUCCCCAAUGAUGGCCUUUACUGACAUACCUUGCCACAAACCUCUGACUUAUAAAGCACACAGACAGCCUGACGUGGAGAGAUGUUCUAGUGAUGUGGGCAAGCCAGUGAAAAAGGACUCCAAUCAGAUACUGGAGAGUUCCCAAGAUCCACUAGGUAAUACUUACGAGAACAUGUAUCUUCAUCCUUUAAUACCUCUUCUCUGCUCAGAGAAAAAACAUUUGGAGAAUGCUGGGGAGCAAAUUAUUGACCUAGCCGAGGAACUGCCAUCUGUUGAGUUGGAGGAAAACCACAUUAUAAGUUCUGGAGAAGGUCACACUAUUGCAGAAGAUCCACCUCCUCUUGAUUCUUUUGAGACUCCAUUGUCCAGUCCUGAACCCACCGUAAAACUGGAAGAAGAGCGAUUAUCACCAUCCAGCUUGGAUGGAACUCGGGGAACUGUUGAUAUUAGCUUGGAGAACAAUGAAAAUAAACUUGAAAAUGGCUUGGACAGAAAAGAUAACCUGGAUGAAUCUUUAGAGAGUGUCUGCAAUUCUGAAAUCGUUCAGUCGACAGAUUACCAUGGAUCAUGACUGAACCCGUCUGGCUAAUAAAGACCUGUGUUGUGUGUUUGCCUGACUUGAAAUAUUGUACUUAUUCAUUCUAUAAUGAAUAGUUAUGCAGUUUUCCUUAUGUCUCCUGUAUACAUUUCUGAGGCUUUUAUAGAUCUCUGCAGUCAUCCAUUUUUUUCUCACAUACCAUAGUCCAUCGUUCUUGCCCAUGAGGUGAUCACACAGGUUCAGGGCUGGUUACAGGUAUUAGAAACACCUCUGUGAUUAUCACACGGACAAGGUGAGUUCUUAUCAUCUGGAAUGUUCUUAUUUAAUAAAAACUGUAAGUAGACAUCUUGAAGACCAUGAAGGAUUGAGUAAAGUAUAUUGGAAAAUCGUGCGGCUUUCCAUUUUUAUCAUGAAUACAUUUUAAUUACUAGAACUAUAUACUAAUAUAUUAUUAGUCAUGGGCAUAGUCACAGAAGCAUGCUUAUAUUGUGGUUACCAAAGAUUUAAAGAUCAUCCGUCAGCAGACUUGUACCUAUGACGCUGGCUGACCUGUUAUAUGUGCACUUGGCAGCUGAAGACAUCUGUGUUGGU
This is a messenger RNA of Bufo gargarizans (Asiatic toad), 2314 nucleotides long. It is a transcript of the gene CCDC149, whose product is annotated as coiled-coil domain containing 149. The transcript is spliced from 12 exons. Lineage: Eukaryota; Metazoa; Chordata; Amphibia; Anura; Bufonidae. The coding region runs from base 101 to 1756 and encodes 551 amino acids. The record is from RefSeq and is a predicted model, not a curated record.